UCACCUGACAAAAGGCUCUUGUGUCUUGCUCAGUGCGUUGUGGAGCCUUUUGAAAACUUCAGCUAAAUUUUGGGGAGCAAGAGAGCUCUCGGCGUGACUCGGUGACGGGGGUUUGGGGCACAGGGGGAGCCCACAGGUGGUGGAAUAGGCUGAGUGUGAGCACAGAAUCCCCCUCGCCUGCUGACCCACUUGUGCACACAAGUGUCCACCAAAUAAUUGGUGAUUGUGUUUGUAACUACACAGCAUUGCCUGUUCACUGAUGGGGUGGGAAGGAGGGCUGUGCUGUCUCUCCAGCUGGGAAAGGAGAAGAUUGUUGGGAAAAUACAAUAAUUUGGAGGAGGAAUGAAGGAGGAUAUUGGUUAAGGGAUAUAGGCACGAGAUCUGGACUUAAAAGUGUGUCCUGUGGUUCUGUGCUAUGCAGAUACAAACCCAAGCCUCUUAUUGUGCUCAUCUGGUCACAAGAUAAUCUGUUGCUUCUGGGAAAGGAUCCUAGAAAUCUUCCCAAGCUUGUGUCAUGUGUAGGAGCAACAUGGUUUGGUUUCUUCAGUUGUGUUUUGAUAGACACUUUAAAAUGUGAGACCUGUGUUGAAGGUUAUGUUGGCUGUGGACUGGAUGCACCUUUGAAGGUAGAGGUGCUGGUUGGUGCACUUGAAAAGACAAGGGGAGAGAACCAAAUCUGUCCAUUAUUUAAGUUCUGCAGUGAACUUCACAUGCAUAAUUCAUUAGUGCACAUUUUUCAGCCAUCAGUUGUUCUAUUUUCCCCACUGCUGGUUAGUUCAAGACUUUAACUCCCUGACCCUAAAGAGCCGUUGAACACCAAGCAUUGCCUUCAAUAACUGUUGGAAAAAGCAUUUUCAGGAAUAAUUCCCAAUGUAAAGUUGGUAUUGACAAGGACUCUCAUUUAUAAUUUGGGGUAAAACUAGAGUAACUAAUUUCUAAUGAUGAUGAGUUUGUUUCUGUGCUUGUCAAGGCCCCACAGGACGGAGCUGUACGAGGACCCCCCGUCAGGAUGUUGGCCUAUCGUGUAUUCUCCAGACUACAACAUCACCUUCAUGGGACUUGAGAAACUGCACCCCUUUGAUGCAGGGAAAUGGGGAAAAGUAAUCAAUUUCUUGAAAGAAGAAAAACUAAUUGCAGAUGACUUGGUUGUACAGGCACGGGAGGCGACUGAUGAAGAUCUGCUGGUGGUUCACACGAGGCGCUACCUUAAUAGAUUAAAGUGGUCCUUUGUUGUGGCUACCAUCACAGAAAUCCCACCUGUUGCCUUUCUUCCCAAUUUUGUUGUUCAGAGAAAAGUUCUGAGGCCUCUACGAACCCAGACGGGAGGAACAAUAAUGGCAGGAAAACUGGCUGUGGACAGAGGCUGGGCCAUCAACGUGGGGGGUGGUUUCCAUCACUGUUCCAGUGACAAAGGUGGAGGGUUUUGUGCAUAUGCUGACAUCACACUGGCCAUCAAGUUCUUAUUUGAGAGAGUACCAGGGGUGUCUAAAGCCACAAUUAUUGAUCUGGAUGCUCAUCAGGGAAAUGGCCAUGAGAGGGACUUUAUGGAUGAUCCUCGGGUGUAUAUUAUGGAUGCCUACAACAGAUACAUUUAUCCAGGGGAUGGCUUUGCUAAACGUGCCAUAAAACGCAAAGUGGAGCUGGAGUGGGGCACAGAGGACACAGAGUACCUUCAGAAGGUGCACACCCACGUGGAGGGAGCACUGAACGAGUUCAAACCUGACAUCCUGGUUUAUAAUGCUGGCACUGACAUCCUGGAUGGGGAUCCCUUGGGAGGCCUGGCCAUUUCCCCCCAGGGCAUUGUGAAGAGGGACGAGGUGGUGUUCAGGGCCGCGCGGCGCCGCAGGAUCCCCGUGCUCAUGGUGACGUCCGGCGGGUACCAGAAGAGGACGGCGCGGAUCAUCGCCGACUCCAUCCUCAACCUGCACAGCCUGGGGCUCAUCCACGGCCAGCUGGCAGCCAGGGGGGCUGCACACCCCAGCCUGGAGCAGAUGGUCAGGGACUCUGCAAAAGACUUGGGCAACUUGUCCCUGCAGUGAUGAGUUCCCAGUUUUAGUGCAAUAACCCGGCAGAGCCAGCUCGGUCUAACUCCUGCGUCCGUCCCGGGAAAGGCAACACGUCCUUCUAAGCUAACAGACCUGCUCUCAGAGGUACUGUCUUUGUGUCUGACAUUGCUGUAGAAAGCUUUACUUGCCUCUCUGAUUGCUGUUAUGUUGAAAGAACUAUGCAGUUGGCAUCCAAAGACUGUCCCAGACCUGUUUCAGAUGGUGCGGCUUUGUCUGUGUGGGGGGGAAAUAUGGACUAAACCCACUGUUUCUUGGGUUUUUUUAGAUACUGCAUUUUAUUUAUUGCUUUUUUAAUGGAUUGUUGUUGUAAAACGUGUUCUGUGCAGACUUCAGUGUCAGUUUAACACUAAAGUUAAGUGCAAUACUGUAAAAACCAGUGCAGUUGGAGGGCUUUGAAGCCAUAGCCUGUAAGAAGGAAAGGCCAUUAAUUUAUAGUUUAUUCCUGUUGUUGAUAGUGACUUAAAUCUUACUUAUAAGCACCUUGAAAAAUAGGAAACACCUUUGGCUCUAUAUGCAAAUGAGCCAUAAGGGCUCAACAUGAACAGUCUGGUGUUUGCCUCUCUGAAAAUGAGCCCUGCAUGUGAAAGGGAAUAGUUCCUGUGCAUUGUGACUCACAGAGUAAAGAAACUACAGGCAAAUCAAAGCUAAUGGUAGAGUUCUGAGCAGCCUCGCAGCAAAAACUAUGUAGAAAUUCAGGUUAUCUCUACUAUUUCCAGCUUGGCAUGUACAAAACAGUGAUAGGUACAUUGAAAUUAUUUUUUUCCCCGACUAGUGCUGUGUUUUUCACCUGCUCAGAGAGUAAUGGUACUUAUAGUUGCAGUCGUAGUUGGUAAGCAAAUUGUUCAUUAUUACUGUUCAUCUAAGAAUACAGUGGCAUUUCUACAUGAAGUUAAUGUGCUAACUUUAUAUGGAGCUUCUAGGAGGAUUUGGGAACAAAAUAGUGUAUUCCAAGCAAAUUCAGUGCACUACUUGUAAAGUUUGGCUUUGUUUAAGUUGGUAUAUUUUGCAUUGUAGCAGUGGGUUGUAAAUGUACUAAAUUGUAUAUUUUGCAAAAGCUUUUAUAACUUCUGAGUAUUCACUGAUUUGUACUACAAGUUUCAUGUCAUGUCUAUGUUUGAGCUUUCCUGGGAAGGAACACCAAGAUUUUGCUCGUAGUAGAGUUGCUGUCUAAGCUAUUUAAGGAAUGUUUAAUGCUAAUUAUAAUACUUACCUCACUUAGUGUUCAUGUUUAGAUGGGGUCUGUCAGUUGUAAGAAUUGCACAAUUGCUAUAAAUAUCUGCUUUAAGCCAGAUUUGACAUGUUGCACUAAGCUUAAGUUGCUACACUGGGAUUAAAAAGCACUUUUAAAUUUCUUACUAGAAGGACCAUCAGAGUACGACUAAUGUUGAGAUUUAUUUUUUCUAUACUGUCUGACGUUACUGAAAGAUGUUGUUAUUCUUUCAUAUGAUUUUUAUAAAAUUAUAAAUUACAUUUCUAUAACCUAAACCUGUCAUAGCACCAUAUGGUCUUUCCCCUGAGCAUCUUCUGUUUGUGUUAACAUGUUUCUAUAAUUUUCCCUUGGUGGAGAUUAAAAUGAUGUUGAACAAUG
Molecule: messenger RNA, 3654 nt
Organism: Corapipo altera (White-ruffed manakin)
Lineage: Eukaryota; Metazoa; Chordata; Aves; Passeriformes; Pipridae
Gene: HDAC11
Product: histone deacetylase 11
Exons: 9
Coding region: 939-2039 (366 amino acids)
Molecular function (GO): histone deacetylase activity
Source: RefSeq, a predicted model, not a curated record